AUGGUGACCUCCUGGGAGCAGGGGGCCAUCAGGUUGCCUAAAGACGGGAGAACUGGCCCAGAUCAGAAAGGGACCAGGUCAGGACUCCGGCACCAAUCGGUAGUGGGACUGUGCCUGGGCAAUAUAGCAAGAUCUUGGUUCUUAAAAGUAAUAAUACAGAACAGCUCAUUCCCCUCUGGGAAUGGGCUGGCUCAGGGCUACACAGUGAGGGUGGGGGCAGAGGUGGACCCCCACUUCCCUUGUUGGGUUGUCUGAGGACCCCUCUGGCCACUCCCUAGAAGAGAUGGAGGAGGACAUCUGGACAGUGAGGAGGAGGAGGCACCUCGGCCCAUGCAGAACAUCCCUGAGGACCAGGAGAGCCGGGAGGUCAGGUGGCAUUUUUCAACGACGCUGGAGCCAGUGCCCAGGAAUAGCAAAGGGUGUGCUCCCAGCCCCUGGCUCACCCAGUGGCUUCAUCUCAGAGGACCCCAGGGACUGGGGGUGAACCUGCUGGAGCUGCAGGGACAGGUGUUGUGGCUUGUGGGCGACCACAAUGAGGGGCACGACAAAUUCCUGACCACUGCCCAGAGCCCUGCUGAUCAGCCCGCUCUAGGAGCCCCAAUACCCCAGGAGCUUGGCUGUGCUGACAAGCAGGGUGAUCUUCGUGGCUGAGCCUCACUGACAGCGUGGAGCCUGCACCAGGAGAGGCCAGGGAGGGUUCUCCCCACCACAACCCCACGGCACAGCAGAUCGUGCAGCUGCCUCCUCUAACGCAGGACUCUCCAGGAGCACCGAGGCUUGCGCAGCAACCCCUGCAUGCCAUUCUUUUCACCGUGCCGAGAUCAGGGAGAUAAACAUCAUCAUCAUCUAAGAGCUGGUCAAGAAAUUUAAAAACAAACGAAAAAAGUUUAGGGGUUAAUCUCCUACACAAUUCAUUUACUUCAUUUGAAUGUUAGAGCCACUCAUGUUUAUUUGUGUUUCUAACUUAAAUUUAUUUGUAGAAAGUUAAAGGAGAGUGGGUCUUUCCCUCAUGUUCACUCUGUAUUUUGACAGUUCAAAUCACUUCACUUUUACUUGACACAUAUAAAUGACUAGGAAUGACCUUCAGAUAGUGUUUAGCAUCUGUAACCUAUCUGACAAUAAUGUGUUCAUCAGGGACCUCUGGAUUAAAUCACAUACCGGCAUAUUUAAGCUGAAUGUCAGUCUGAAAAAUAAAAGUGCUAUAUUAACUGAAA
Messenger RNA from Macaca mulatta (Rhesus monkey), 1214 nucleotides. The record is from RefSeq and is a predicted model, not a curated record. Lineage: Eukaryota; Metazoa; Chordata; Mammalia; Primates; Cercopithecidae.